AUGUCAUGGGAGCCUAGAGAUGACUCUGGACCUAGCCCCAGCAACGCAGGGGUGACACAAUCGUCACUGUACGAGAUUGAAGACGAUGGGUUAACGAGGGGACAACAAAUUGACUGCAGUAAUCUGGAAGAUCUCCUUGUCUACAAUGAAACAUAUUCGGAAAUCAUUGAUUCAUCUCUCGCCCUUGUAGAGCAACAACUGAUCGAUAAUCAAAUGAGACAAAGUCAGUUGAAAGAAGAACAUCGCAAAUACAAUCGUGCGGAUAUCACAAAGCGCAAAGUUCCGGUACAUCUUUAUAUGCCACCAUAUUUCAAAGAUGAGAACGGCAUGUGCCCUCCGAUGAGUGCCGAAGCUCGUGAAAAACAAGAACUCAAAUGGUUUGAUCCAUUGAUGAAAGAAGAGAAAAAGUGGACGCCUUCUGAAAUCAGAACACUCCGCACUGCUGUCAAAGAAUCGAUGGUUGCUCAUGAGGUUCAGCCCUUAUGCUCGCGAAGAGACAUCAUAGUAUCGAAAUUGAAAAAUGCGGAUAUCACUACCACAAACAAAGAAAGACGUCAAUGGACAAUGGAAUUAGAAGAUGUGAUGAGAAAUAUUGGAUACGUCAAAGGAAAGCCCGAAGAAGAAGUUCUGACAGCGUCUGCCGAUUAUUCAGUUAUUCCAUGGAACGCGGUUGCUAACGUUGAUUUCAAAGGUACUCGAACAGAGUGGGCUGUAAGAGCAAAAUGGUGCAAUGAGUUGAAUCCGAAGUGGAACAGGGGCCCAUGGCCAACAGAAGAAGUUGAAAAACUGAAGUUUCUUCGAGAAAGUCCGAAGUUCGUCUCGUGGCAAAUGCUUGCACUCAAUCUAGGUACCAAUCGUACAUCCUAUCAAUGCAUGGAGAAGUAUAAAACUGAUGUUUCCCAGCAUUCAAAAGAAUGGACACAAGACGAAGAUACAAAAUUGAUUGCUCUCACUAAGCUCACAUCUAUCAAUGGACACAUUCAAUGGGACAAAGUUGCUCAAUUCAUGCCAGGAAGAACGCGUCAACAAGUCAGAACUCGUUUUUCGCAUAGCCUCGACUCGUCUGUCAAGCAUGGAAGAUGGUCUGAUCAAGAAGAUGUGCUACUCAUCAGUGCCAUCUCUCGAUACGGAGCCAAAGACUGGGCUAAAGUUGCUCAAGCUGUCCGGAAUCGAAAUGAUUCACAGUGUCGUGAGAGAUGGAUGAACGUUUUGAAUAGAUCUGCUCAUGUUAACGAACGCUUUACAUUGAUGGAAGACGACAAACUUCUGUAUGCAAUCAAAAUUUUCGGCAAAGGAAAUUGGGCGAAAUGUCAAUCUAUCCUUCCGAGGAAAACUCCAAAACAACUAAGAAGAAGAUAUCUACAGCUGAUUGCUGCGAAAUUGAGACUCGCUUCUGGCAUAUGUAAUGCUAUCGAUGCAAUGAAAUCGGGUAGGCGUGCGCCUGGAGAAGACGAACUGGAUCAAGAAGACAAGGAAGAAGCUGAGAAGAUUCCGAAUGCAAUCAUGAAAGAGAUCUAUGAAAAGCUUGCCAAGGACAAUCCAGAUGUUGGAGAGACACCAGAAGAGUUUUUCAAGAGAUCAAUGAGCUCGAAGCUCCGGUAUGCUGCGGCUCGAAUUCGCGUUCUCAAGAGUACACCUGGUUACAAAGCUGUUGAAAACCAUAUCAACGAAAUUGUCAAAAAGCAUCAAAACGUAGAUGAAAUCGACAAAGAGUUGAAGUCCAGCGAAAUUCUUUCAUCUCUUCGUCUUAGUGAAGUCGACAUUCGUUAUAUGCUGGAGAAGAGCAAAUCAAUGGAUCGUUACUACAGGGCUAGACAAUUCAAAAAGAAUGUUGACCAAAUCGGAUGUCGUGUACGCCCUGUCAAUAUCAAGAUUGAUCCGGAAACAUUGAUAACAUAUAAUCCAGAAGAUUCGGAAAGUGAGAAGAGAAUGAUCCUUGUAGAGGGUCUGUGCACUGUAGUUCGCCAACAUGAUCACGUUGAAUGGGGAAAAAAGUUUUGGACCGAACACCGUUUUGAAGCUUCCAGAAAAGCUAAGAAUUUCGCUGAAAAGAUGGUGUUAGACAAGUCAGUAGAAGUGGCUGAUUGGGCUCAUCGAAUCGGAUCGAAAAUGUUCGAUUCAGCUGAUAUACAUUGUCCCGCAAAAACAACACUUCCACCAACGACUGCGUCUGUAGACAUGAUGAGAAUGGUCCAAAAGGCACGUGCCGGUUUGAAUCGUCUAGCUGCAGAACAUUUUUAUCCGGUUGAUGUUUCUCUCGAACAGCAACCGACGUUUACAAACGAAGACAGAGAAAAACUCGACGAAAGUAGACGAAUGAAUAUCACUCUCUCCGAGGAAGUCACUAACAGUACUGAGUAUUCACUGUUUUAUGCCCGCAUGAGAACUAUCCUCCUUGAACCCAUGCGUCUUCAAAUAGCACGCGAGUCUGUAACAGAUGAAACCAAACGACUUGCUCUCUGUCUCUCGGAAGAUCGUGCUCAUGAGGAAGAAUCUGUGGCAGUCAACAAAAAGAACAGACCUCAAAUGCCAAGUAACUCCGUCAGUGUGACACCAACAUCAGUUGCGCGUGUUUUAAAUACUGGUAUGAACAUCGAUACAACUGGCAUUUUGGCUGCUUCUGAUAAGAAUUCCAGUGCGAAGAUUCAGGCGAAAAGAAAUAUCAGAAAUACUGUUGACGAAGUUGCUAGGCGACUGUCUAUGCGUGCUACUCCGGCUAAAAGCCAUGUUUCAAUCAAUUCAACCGAUUCGGGCCUCGAUUAA
Molecule: messenger RNA, 2763 nt
Organism: Caenorhabditis briggsae
Lineage: Eukaryota; Metazoa; Nematoda; Chromadorea; Rhabditida; Rhabditidae
Gene: Cbr-gei-11
Product: Protein CBR-GEI-11
Exons: 13
Coding region: 1-2763 (920 amino acids)
Source: RefSeq, a predicted model, not a curated record